AUGACCUGUACCUUCUUGGGCUGCGACCGACCGUCCGUGCCCGGCACCGCACGCUGCGUCUCCCACAAGAACAAGAUCAAGUGUUCGAUUGACGGCUGCAUGAACCAGGUCUACGCGCGGUACCUCUGCGUCCGCCACGGCGGCAAGAAGCAGUGCCAAAUGCUCGAGUGCGAUGCUGCCGUGACGCGCGGCUCGUUCUGCGUCGAACACGGCGGGUCGGCUGCGAAGCGCUACUGCAUCGAACUCGGCUGCGACCGCCAGGCGCACGCUCGGUUUCGCUGUGUCCGCCACGGCGGCGGCCGCCAUUGCAAGGUGGACGGCUGCAACCUCCAUGCGCGGUCGUCUGGUGCGUGCCACCGCCACAUGCCGCCCCGCAGCGGCAGCACCAAGGCGAAGCCGCCUCGCCGGACACGAGCGGCGUUCUGUAGCACCGACCACGGCUUGUCGUAUGAUGACGUCAGCGCGCUCCCGGCGUGGACGACCCCUCUCGACGGCAUCGACUACUCGAUUCUCAACUUGCUCUGUGACGCCCCCAAGCUCUUGGCCGGUCGCGGCAGUAGUCCUCGCACCGCGCACUAUGAGAGCUCGUACUGUCGAUACAGCGGAGAAGACUAA
Molecule: messenger RNA, 615 nt
Organism: Saprolegnia parasitica CBS 223.65
Lineage: Eukaryota; Oomycota; Saprolegniomycetes; Saprolegniales; Saprolegniaceae
Exons: 1
Coding region: 1-615 (204 amino acids)
Source: RefSeq, a predicted model, not a curated record